Durusdinium trenchii is the source of this 3570-nucleotide messenger RNA. Lineage: Eukaryota; Dinophyceae; Suessiales; Symbiodiniaceae. The record is from the annotation of a GenBank genome assembly.
AUGCCACGUGGCCGCGCACCAGCAGUCGUCCUGGCUCCACCCCCACCGCCCAGCAAACCGCCGCCCGCGGUGGCCACGUUGCCCAAGUCAGAAGUCCCAAAGGUGCGUUUCGACUUUGGCUACGACGACAUCGAGGGUGGAAACUUGUUGGGGAAGCUCUUGGGGAGCCUGCAGGAAGAUCGACUCUCAGUGGCCGAGGCCGUACGGGCUCUUGAAGCGGAUCUCCGUGGCCAGGCCCCGCAAUCAGCGGCCUCCAGCAACCUCAAGGUCGACCGUGCGAAGCCUUGCCAACGCUGUGAGGUCUUGUUAUUGCAGUUGGAUGCCUUAGCACAAUCCAUGGUGGGGCUGGCCGGAGCGGCAUUUCGCUGGUCAUUGGAGGUGGCGACAGGCGUCUCGACCGAAGACCGGGAGAUGCUUUGGAAGGCACUGAUGAGCUACAUGCAGCCCUGUGCUCAUGUGGAUGCGCGCAUCGCGAGCACCUCGGAGGAUUUGUUGAAGGCGGUGACCAAAGCCGUCACUCCCGACGAGCUCUUGGGGUCCUUGGCACAACAGCGGUUGGAACAGAAGCGCGCCCAGCCCAAAGGCGCUGCGACGGCGCCUCAAGCGAAGGUCAAGGCCAAGGCGGAGCCAAAGAGUAGCUCUGCCCAGCCCCAGAGUGCCAAGACCGGGCCAAAGCGUAGCAGCACUCGUAGCAGCCGGCGGACCAGCAAGAGCAGCGCCGCGACCAGCAAGACUAGUAGCCGCUCUUCCAGCAGAUCAUCCAGUAGUGGCAGCGACUACAGCUUGGGUGCCCAGCGAUGGGAGCUCCAAACCGAAGGCGAAGGCCAAACCGAAGGCCUCGCCUGGCGGACGUGGGUAGAGCACUGCUCCAUGGAGCUCGGCAAAGUCCUUUGGCAGGAUCUGGCGGUGCGUGUCGCCGCCCUGUUGGCGGUCGAGGAGCUUUGUACCGAGGAGCGCUGCCGCACGCGGAAGGCGGUGAGACAAGUGGCACAGCUCUAUGCUGAUGCAGAAGAAGAGGUGCGCCGGACCGCCCAACGUGUCAUGUGCAGUAUCGGUCGUGAGAGGCGCUGUGCCAUCGACGCCUUGACGCAGGUCCUCACGAGCCCCAACGAGAAGGUACCGCUGCGUGGCCUGCGUGGCGUGCGGUGCAGCGGUGUUUUCGAUGGGGAGGUCCGCAUCUUCCGCAGCAUGAGGAAGAUGCGUGCACUCUCACUGGCGGCCGAGACCUUUCGAAGUGUGGUCGGGAGGUUGGAACAGCGGGCCAUGGCACGCACCAUGCGACUGGUGCGCCGGAGCAGCAACACAGGCUUGGGCGUCCGACUACGAAGCUUGCUCUCGGCGGCCGGCAAGCUAUUGACGGACACGAACAAGUCCUUGAAGGAGGAAGGCCUCCAAAACGAGGACACCGUCACCGCCGUCCCCGAGUCCGCCACCACGGCGGCUGGGAGUGUCCCCUUCGUGGCCUCGAGCCGCCACGGCGAGGGCUGCGCCUGGCGGAGGAGCGAUGGCACGGUGGUCACCUGGGGGUCGCACGUCUUCUGGGACCAGGCGACGGCAGGUACCGAUGAGGUCCUCCAGGACCUCGUGGCGGUCCAGCAGACCGCGUCGCCACUCUUAGCCUUCGCAGGGCUCAAGAGGGAUGGGAGCAUCGUCUCCUGGGGUCAUGAAGACUGCGUUCCAAGCCCCGAGGAGCAGGCACAGCUGGCAGUUCCAGGUGCCUUCCGUUGCAUCCAAUCCACCGACCGCCACUUCUGCGCCCUGCGCGCGGACGGGCGCGGCGUGUUCUUCUGGGGCCACCACGCACCGGAGAACGAGCCCAUGGAUUUGGGAGAUCGGAGCAUCAAAGAGAUCCAAGCCAACGGGAGGGCCUUUGCUGCCCUUUUGUCGGACGGCAGCGUGAAAGUCUGGGGCGAAGACUCCUGCGGUGGACAUCUGCCAUGCGACAUCGAGCGUCAGUUGAAGAAGGCGGAGGCCCCGGUGGUCGCGAUCCAAGCGAAUGACCGGGCCUUUGCGGCCAUCUUGAAAAAUGGAGAGGUUGUCACCUGGGGUGACGUUGACCACGGUGGCUGUACGUUGAACGAAAUGGCUAAAGAUGCGGCCGAGCCUCCUCCGGGCGCGGCCGUGGCUGUGGCCGCCACGCGCGGCGCCUUCGCCGUGCUGCGCAGCGAUGGAGGGGUGCAGUGCCGGGGCCGGGCACGGACCUGGCGCAAGAACAAGUGGUCAAGAGAGAUGCGCAAGGAGGGACGAGCGAAGUCCAAGAAAGCUUGCACCAAAGGUGGAGGCCUUGACGACGAAGUGAGCGACAUAGAGGAUUGCAACCCAUAUGGAGACAAAACGGAUUUGUUGAAGAAGGUUCCCAAAGCAUAUGCUGGAGGCAAGAAUGAGAGAAAUGAUUCGACAGCAUGCAACAAAAGUCAGAUCAAGGAGUGCAAAGGAGAUGUCAAAGAAUGCCCUGUCGGCAAGAAUGGGACAAAUGACUCAACAGACUGCGGCGACAGCAAGCAAAAGGCGUCGACAGGAGGUUCCAAAGAAUGCGUCGUCCACAAGACGACUGGUACGAAAGACUCAGCGGAAUGCGACAACAGUAAGCAGAAGGACUCAAAAGGAGGUUCCAAAGAUUGUGCUGUCGACAAGAAUGGAGACUACACGGACGACACAAAUCCCCACAUAGGGAGUCUGAAGCCGACGUGCGGCGGGAAGCCGUGCGCCAUUCCGAUGCAAGGUUCUCGGAACCGCGAGCCGGAAGUAGAGACGAGGAAGAAGGUUUGCAAGAAGGACAAAGAUAAAGGCAAAGGUUCUUGUUCGCCAGUACUCUAUUCCGACUCCGACGCGGAGGAAGACGGGCCGCUGGACAUGGCCGAGCUCGCUUGCUCCGUCACCGGCUCCGUCGUGGCGCUGCAAGCGACGCACGAGGCCUUCGCCGCCUUGCGUGAUGAUGGCUCUGUGGUUUGCUGGGGUUUGAAGGCAUAUGGUGGAGACUGCAGCGAGGUGGAGUUGAAAGACGUGAAGGCCAUCCAGGCCACCUCCAGGGCCUUUGCGGCCUUGCGCAAGGACGGCUCCGUGGUGGUGUGGGGCCACAAACGCACCGGCGGAGAGCUCCGCGAAGACGUGAGAAAGCAGCUGCAGAAUGUCAAAGAGAUUCAAGCCAAUGACGAGGCUUUUGCGGCGCUCUUGGGGGAUGGAACAGUGAUCACCUGGGGCGAUGAGGAGUAUGGAGGCGAUUCCAGCUCGGUGCAGCCGCUGCGGAACGUCCACGCGCUGGCGGCGGUGGACGGUGGCUUCGUGGCGCUGGCAGCGGAGGAUCAGAUUGUGACCUGGGGCGACUGUCAGCUGGGUCCGAAGAGCGAAAAGGAGGUGGAUCAGGAAGAGGGCGAAGAAGAGCCUGUAGAAGAGGAUGAGCUAAUGGAGGAAUCCGAGGAAGCCGACGAGGAAGAUCAGCAAGACCCGAAGGUGCCUAUCAUGCAGCAGACAAGCGAACCACCUGCCCCCAAGCAGCCGGCAGCCCCACAUGAGGAGGCGCCGAAGCGGCUCCGCUUGCGACUGGGCGGGCGGUCCUCCGCGGCCUCGUAG